Messenger RNA from Thecamonas trahens ATCC 50062, 321 nucleotides. RefSeq lists its product as uncharacterized. Gene Ontology annotation, molecular function: translation elongation factor activity; ribosome binding; RNA binding. The transcript is spliced from 2 exons. The record is from RefSeq and is a predicted model, not a curated record. Gene Ontology annotation, biological process: positive regulation of translational elongation; positive regulation of translational termination. The coding region runs from base 1 to 321 and encodes 106 amino acids. Lineage: Eukaryota; Apusomonadida; Apusomonadidae.
AUGACAAUAUUGGAUUGUGGCGAGAACGUCUGCAAGAUCACUGACGUCAAGCUCUCCCGUCCGGGCAAGCACGGCCACGCCAAGAAGUUCGUGACCGGCAAGUGCGUCCUCACCGACCGCAAGUUCACGGAGAUUUUCACCCACCACUCGGUCUUCAAGUACUUCACCAUGGCCAACGAGACCUACACCGUGUGCGACAUCACCGACGACGACUUCCUUGCCCUCAUGGAUAUCAUGGAUAACGACGGUGAGAUGCGUGAGGACGUCCCGCUCCCGGAUUCGGACUCGCUCGACGCUGAUCUCGGCCAGCGAUGCCGGUGA